AUGGCACGAGAAUCUUAUAUAAGAGGAGCUCCCCCAGUCCUAGAAUGCACCAUCACCCACAACCCAUUCAAAAUCAUGUCAACUUCCAGAACCAUCUUCAUCACCCUGAUCCUCACGGUGGUGACAGUGUUCACGAGCACGAAGACAGCAGAAGGUGCUCGCACGUUCUUCGUGUUCGGAGACUCACUAGUUGACAGUGGCAACAACAAUUACCUCCCAACCACCGCACGCGCCGACUCUCCUCCCUACGGCAUCGACUACCCCACCCACCGCCCCACCGGUCGCUUCUCCAACGGCUUCAACCUCCCUGACCUAAUCAGCCAGCAUAUAGGAUCCGAACCAACGUUACCAUACUUGAGCCCUCAAUUAACCGGACAGAGGCUCUUGAUUGGGGCUAAUUUCGCUUCCGCAGGGAUAGGAAUCCUUAACGACACCGGUUUUCAAUUCGUAAAUCCACCUCUCUUUUUCUCGGUCUAUACAUUCAUGUAG
Molecule: messenger RNA, 489 nt
Organism: Vigna umbellata (rice bean)
Lineage: Eukaryota; Viridiplantae; Streptophyta; Magnoliopsida; Fabales; Fabaceae
Source: RefSeq, a predicted model, not a curated record